GUCUGAUCAUUUUGAGCACAAAUUCGUUUGCUCUUCUCUUGCGGAAGGGCCGUCAUCCCGGAAGCGCGUGUUUAUUUGUUGAAACUUUAUUAAGAACAGACAAAUCUUUACCAGUAUCUAGCAAUAAAGGUUCGGCUCGGGUUCUAAAUUAGUAUGAGCAUCAAUAUAUGCUUAAAGGGCUGCAGUGUCGAUAUUUCACUGUAAAGAGACAUUUGCUUUGCUAGCUAGAAGUAAACAGUCACCUAACGUUAGCUUGCCAGCUACAGCAUGUCCAGCGAGGCAGUCCUAACUGUUCGCUUGGUAAGGUCUUUUGAGCACCGAAAUUUCAAGCCAGUUGUAUUUAGUGGCGUGAAUUUAGAUCAAACGGUCCAGGAAUUUAUCCAGUUUGUGAAAAAUGAAGUUAGCAUGAGAGCCGGUUUACCACCCCCAUUCAAGAAUUUUGGCUACGACACAAUGAAGAUCAUCCACCAGGCACAUGGAGCAAAGACGAAUGAGUUGGUGAUGAGUUUGGAGGAUGAUGACAAGCUUAUUCUGCAAGAUGGACUAACCCUAAGAGAUGCGGGCAUUGCAAAUGAAACAGAAUUGGCCUUCUUCAGGAAAGAGGAUUAUAAGCUCUUUAAAGCCAACCCCCAACCGGCCUGGUGGUAAGGGCCUUCAUCCCCCACUUCACCACGGAAGAGGGGAUUCUAAUCUGACAUGGAGGAUACACAUGAAUGGAAGAUUGGUGGUGGGGGGGGGGGGGAAUGACAUGUGCCUUCAGACCUAAGUUUGAGUAUUUUAAUUUAACAUGCCAUAUAUAUAAAAAACAUGUUUUUGCCUCUUUUAUACAUCUCCACUGAAAUGCACUUUCCAUUUAUUUGGUGGUGUUGAAUAUGAUUGGUUGUACAUGGAUUUUCUUUGUACUUAUUAGUUUCCUGUAAGACCUGUUUUAUUACUGUAAACAUUAUUCCAAAUUAAAUCACUGGUUUGAAA
Messenger RNA from Oncorhynchus mykiss (rainbow trout), 972 nucleotides. It is a transcript of the gene c3h2orf76, whose product is annotated as chromosome 3 C2orf76 homolog. The record is from RefSeq and is a predicted model, not a curated record. NCBI's taxonomy places the organism in Eukaryota, Metazoa, Chordata, Actinopteri, Salmoniformes, Salmonidae.